AUGAGUCAUAGAGUACAACUUCUUUUGGGUGCAUACCAUAUGACAUUUCCUUUGAAAAGUGUUGACAAAACGAUUGAGAUGAAAUCUGUUCCAUACGUAUGUUAUGGUAAUUGUUUAUACAUUGAGUCUAAAAUAGCUAAUGUCACAGGUAUUUCAGGAGUUAAUAGUAAAGGUUCAGUAGAAUAUAAAUCCUUCUGUUAUGCAGUCAAUUCAAUGUUCAUUCCAAACGUUCCUGUCAUAGCAACUCAUUUAGGUAAAUGGGUUCGCAUUAGUCCUCAUAAUUUGAAAGACAUGCAAUUCAGACUUGUUGACUUUCAAGGAGAGCCUGUAGAACUGAAGGCACCAGUGCGAAUGACUGUUGAAGUUGACUUUUUAGAAAAUAUUAAAUGCAACAGCUUACAAGAGAACUCAGAGCUAAAAAUAUAA
This is a messenger RNA of Trichomonas vaginalis G3, 426 nucleotides long. RefSeq lists its product as uncharacterized. NCBI's taxonomy places the organism in Eukaryota, Parabasalia, Trichomonadida, Trichomonadidae. The transcript has a single exon. The coding region runs from base 1 to 426 and encodes 141 amino acids. The record is from RefSeq and is a predicted model, not a curated record.